CCAGGCCGCUGUCUGGCUUUGGGGGCGGGCCCGACUGUGGUGACACGGCAGGAGGCCGGGCAGGGAGGAGGAGAAAGAGGAGGAGAAAGAGGAGGAUAGGGAGCGGGCGGUGGCUGCCAGGCGGGCAUGGCGGCUGGGCCUGCUGGGGGCGGCUUGCUGCCCUUCCUGAGGCUGCUGGGGCAGCUCAAGAGAGUACCGCGGACAGGAUGGGUGUACAGGAACGUGGCAAAGCCAGAGAGCGUGUCAGAUCAUAUGUACAGGAUGGCAAUGAUGGCGUUGGUGACCGAAGACAAAAGCCUUAACAAAGACAGAUGCAUACGAUUAGCUUUGGUUCAUGAUAUGGCUGAAUGCAUUGUUGGAGACAUUGCUCCUGCAGACAACGUUUCAAAGGAGGAGAAACACAGGAGAGAAGAGGCUGCUAUGCGACAACUGACCCAGCUUUUAUCAGAGGACCUCAAAAAAGAAAUCUAUGAACUCUGGGAGGAAUAUGAAAACCAGUGUACUGCAGAAGCCAAGUUUGUAAAACAGUUGGAUCAGUGUGAGAUGAUACUGCAGGCGCUUGAGUAUGAAGAGCUGGAAAACACUCCUGGCAGACUACAGGAUUUUUAUGAUUCAACUGCUGGAAAGUUUGUUCACCCAGAAAUACUCCGGCUUGUGUCUAUGAUUAACACAGAAAGGAAUAAAAAAAUAGCUGCUACGUGUCAUCCACGUUCCUGAGGUGCUCCUAAGCACUGUAACUAUAUUAAAAUAUUUUUGUUUUA
This is a messenger RNA of Coturnix japonica (Japanese quail), 761 nucleotides long. It is a transcript of the gene HDDC2, whose product is annotated as HD domain containing 2. The record is from RefSeq and is a predicted model, not a curated record. Lineage: Eukaryota; Metazoa; Chordata; Aves; Galliformes; Phasianidae. Gene Ontology annotation, molecular function: 5'-deoxynucleotidase activity. Gene Ontology annotation, cellular component: cytoplasm.